AUGGCCAGGUUCACGGCCGCUGCCGCCUUCGCGGCUCUUCUGAGCACCGCUUCCGGCUCCCUCGUCGCACGACAGACGGCUGCCAGCACCACCGCCGCUGCCGUGUCCGCUCCCACUGCCAUCUCGGAGUGCUCCGUGUCAUCCUCUACGCAGAUCUGUAAGGCUGGAACUACCGAGUUCAGAGUCGUGUCCACUCCAACCGGCGCGCUGCCCAGCUCUUACACAGGAUGCCACAAGCAUGCCACCGAUACGUACUGCUUCUUCGAUGAUGGAGAGGUGCAGAUUCAGCCCGCCGGCGCUCCGGCUGCCACUGCCGCCUCAACGACCGCUGCUGCUGUCACUGGCACUCCCACCGCCGUCUCUGACUGCCAUCUUCACGGAAUUCUCAGCUUCUGCAUGUGGGGUACCUCGGAGUACCAGGUCAUGACUACGCCUACAAACACCGCCGCAUCCGCCAUCCCCACGGCCUUCACCGACUGCCACGCCCAUGGGGCCGACACCUACUGCAUUGCUCCCAACGGCGACGACGUCGAGAUUGUGGCCGAGGGCGCCGAAUCCUCGGACAGUGAUCACACCGACGGUGAGGAGCCCCAGGGCGAGAAUUGCCAUUUCCACGCCGGUGUCGAGCACUGCGUCGGUGCGGGCGAGAGCGAGAGCAGCGGUACGCGAAGCUGUGAGAAGGUUGACCGUGACUACAACAUCCCCCUGCGUAUCGGCCUCAUCUUUGUGAUUCUUGUUACCAGCGCCUUUGGCGUCUACUUCCCCAUCUUUAUGAUCAAGUGGAUGCCCACCAAGACGCACACCAUCUUCCUCAUCCUCAAGCAGUUCGGCACCGGCAUCAUCAUCUCGACUGCUUUUGUCCACCUUUACACCCAUGCUCAACUGAUGUUUGGCAAUGAGUGCUUGGGCGCGCUUGAGUACGAGGGAACGACGUCGGCCAUUGUCAUGGCGGGCAUCUUCUUGUCCUUCUUGGUCGAGUACGUCGGGAAGCGCAUGGUCAUGAAGAAGAUGGCCAGCAACCCGAGUGCUAUGAGCCGUUUGUCCCCCGAAACCGUCACUGUCUUGGUCCUCGAGUGUGGUAUCAUCUUCCACUCUAUUCUGAUCGGAAUCACGCUAGUCGUCGCUGGCGACACCUUCUUCAUCACACUCUUUGUCGUCAUCCUCUUCCACCAGAUGUUCGAGGGUAUCGCUCUGGGAACCCGUAUCGCACAGCUGGGCCAGCUGUCCCCGACCGAGAAGGCCGCGAGCCCUGCCCCCAUCGAAGUCGAGCAGACCUCUUCCGCCCCCAACAGCCUCAACUCCCUCAAAGCGCCCAACUUCUCUCUUGUCAAGAAGCUCCUCAUCGCCACUCCGUUCGCCCUCGUUACUCCCAUCGGCAUGGCCAUUGGUAUCGGCGUUUUGCAGCAGUUCAACGGAAACGACCGUGAUACAAUCAUCGCCAUCGGAACCCUCGACGCGCUCUCCGCCGGUAUCCUAGUUUGGGUUGGUGUUGUCGAGAUGUGGGCCGAGGACUGGAUGCACGGCGACGCGGAGCUCCUCCGCACCGGCCCUCUCGUCACUUUCCUCGCCGGUCUUGGUCUUGUUGGCGGCAUGGUCAUUAUGAGUGUGCUCGGCAAGUGGGCUUGA
Molecule: messenger RNA, 1626 nt
Organism: Colletotrichum spaethianum
Lineage: Eukaryota; Fungi; Ascomycota; Sordariomycetes; Glomerellales; Glomerellaceae
Product: putative zinc transporter cis4
Exons: 5
Coding region: 1-1626 (541 amino acids)
Biological process (GO): zinc ion transmembrane transport
Cellular component (GO): plasma membrane
Molecular function (GO): zinc ion transmembrane transporter activity
Source: RefSeq, a predicted model, not a curated record